Harmonia axyridis is the source of this 2198-nucleotide messenger RNA. It is a transcript of the gene Duba, whose product is annotated as OTU domain-containing protein 5. Gene Ontology annotation, biological process: protein deubiquitination. The transcript has 9 exons. The coding region runs from base 154 to 1836 and encodes 560 amino acids. Lineage: Eukaryota; Metazoa; Arthropoda; Insecta; Coleoptera; Coccinellidae. The record is from RefSeq and is a predicted model, not a curated record. Gene Ontology annotation, molecular function: K63-linked deubiquitinase activity; cysteine-type deubiquitinase activity.
UGUCAGCUGGUAAAUGUCACAUAAGACAUUCACCAUAACAAGUCAAAUUAAUAUUGUAAUGAAUUACAAAUUUCAUUGUAUUCCGUUAUUGAAACAAUAAGAAAUAUCGGAGGUUGAUUGUAUUGCAAUAUUUUUUUAGAAGUAGCGUGAAGUAUGACUAUUUUGCCAACCAAAAGGCCUUCUGCCAGUGUUGAAGAAAAUAAGGACAACAAUCAAACUAAUAGUAAUAACGAUAGGAAUGUAAGAAGAAGGGAAGAUCUUAGUACAAUUCAAAUUAAUGGAUUAGCAGAAGCCAAUACCACUUCAAGAAGAUCACCUUUCUCCUUUGGCAGCAAUUCGUCUGAGAGAAAAGAUAGAUUGCGAAAGAGAUUCAAAGAGUCCGAAAGAGUACGUGAUAGAGAAAGGGAACGUGAACAGAAGAGGGAAGUUCGUAGGGAACAGAAACGAGAACGCAUUGCUAAAAGGGAAGUUAUUGCUGAACCUAUACAUGAAAAUUCUUCUAAUAACAACCAAGUAGAUGCUAGUGUUGUAGAACCCACAAAAAAUGAAAGUGCACUCAUCAUCAAGGAAGACUGCACUGGAUUCAACAGUGAAGAUGAAUAUGAUGAUCGCCUCAUCAGUCAGCAGUCUAGUAUUAGCAGUGAAGAAUGGCAAAAGAGAGAUGAAUAUUUCAAGAGGUGUAUGUCCAGCUUGGGUUUUGAAAUCAAACAAAUGAAUGAAGAUGGAGCUUGUUUGUUUCGAUCUAUCGCUGAUCAAGUUUAUGGAGAUCAAGAGUGCCAUUCACAAGUUCGUCAAGAUUGUAUGAACUACAUCGUCAAGAAUCGAGAUUAUUUCGAGCCUUACAUAACGGAGGAUUUUGAUAAAUACAUUGCUCGCAAGAAACACUGGAACGUCCAUGGUAAUCAUUUGGAAAUUCAAGCCAUGAGUGAAAUGUACAAUCGAACAAUUGAAGUUUAUUGCUAUCAAGUUGAACCUAUCAAUAUAUUCAGUGCUCCCAGACUAAUGAAUUCCUAUGAGCCAAUCAGACUAUCAUAUCAUAGAAUGUGUCAUUACAAUUCAAUCAGUAAUCCUAACAAACCAUCUGUUGGUGUUGGACUUGGCCUACCCAAUUACCAUCCCGUUGAUGUUGAUAGAAGACGGUUCAAUGAAGCUAUAAGAGCUAGUGAAGAAUUACUUAUUGAGCAGACUAUGCUAGAGGAUAAAAUCCUAGCUACUGAUUGGGAAGCAACAAACGAGGCAAUCGAGGAACAGGUUGCUAGAGAAUCGUACAUACAAUAUUUUCGUGACAAUGAAAGACGUUUGAAAGCGCAGGGAAAUAAUCUAGGUAGUGGAAGUAGUUCAACCAUCACUUCUUCUAUGAUUUCAUCAAUUUCAACACCAAGGCCUUCUAGACGUGGUUCGGCAUCACCUAAAGGGGGACAGUCACCAAAAGGGGGAAGUUCACCCAAAAUUACUUAUUCUCCUCAUGCAAGUCCUAGGAAUACUUUGCAAUCAAAUAGCCAUCCACUUGUAGAAAAUAAUGUAGACCAUUUGUCCCCGCCCUAUGUGCCCACUGAAGAAGAAGCCUCUUUUGCUAAGAGAGUCUUCAAUUCGCCACGAAGAAUUGAAACAAAUAGCGAUUUCAGUAUUGCAGACUAUUUAGAAGACAAUCAAAUAAAAAAAUUUUGCGAUUCUCAGCAACCAGGACCCUCUAGUCUUGUGGAUAACGGGUUUGAAGAUUUCGACCAGGAAAUCAUGGCUCGAGUAAUGGCAGAAUCGCAGAAAACAUAUUUGGACGAAUUGAAGAAUAAAUCAAAGAAACGUUUCGGUUCUCCAGGACCUUCAACUUCAUCAUAGCUCAUUCCUACAGUACAUUGAUAUCGUUACUACUUAAUACAGUAAUGUUUUCUAACACUUAAAAAAAUAGAUUUAUGUACUUCUCCUUGCCCACUUAAUGAUUUUGCAAGUAGAAUUUCAUAUGUAAUAUGAUUAGACUUUUUCAUAGAAUUUAGCUUAUUUAAGUUAGUCCGAUUAUACUUCAUAUUGAAAUUUUUUUAUUUACGUACACUUUGUGAUAUUAUGAUUUUGUAUGAUUUUAAACAUUUUACUAAUAAUUUUCAUUUGAAAAAUUCAGCAUCAUUACAGUUUGAACUUUAUAUUUUGUUAUGAAGUUGGACUCCAGAUAUAUCCUUAAUGCAAUAUAUAUAUAUUAAGCAAUA